Molecule: messenger RNA, 1522 nt
Organism: Stegastes partitus (bicolor damselfish)
Lineage: Eukaryota; Metazoa; Chordata; Actinopteri; Pomacentridae
Gene: ca4c
Product: carbonic anhydrase IV c
Exons: 8
Coding region: 260-1186 (308 amino acids)
Cellular component (GO): plasma membrane
Molecular function (GO): zinc ion binding; carbonate dehydratase activity
Source: RefSeq, a predicted model, not a curated record
GAAGGAGGCUGCAGUGAAAAACACUAAACUGUUCUUGCCACCAGGUGUCUGUCUUUCCUCUUUCACACACCUGACAGCUGAGGACAUUUUCUCCAAGUCCCUUUUUUCCUGCGUCUUUCUGAGACUAAUGCACACACACCUUUUGUCAUACUCAUGAUCGUCUCCCUCCCACCUUCAAAUGCUGCUCCGAGUCAGCAUGUGAAGGCAGCUGAAAUUCAGUGUAUGAGGAGCUCCUCUCGUCUCCGUGCUGGUCCUGAUCAUGGGGUUUUCUCUCUACCUCCUCACUCUGCUGUUUCUUCUUUCUCAGUGCACAGCUCAGUGGUGUUACCAGAGCCAGUACUCCUGUGAUGACACAUGCAGAGACCCCAGCCACUGGGCAGCUCAGUUUCCCAGCUGUGGAGGAUUACGCCAGUCCCCAAUUAACAUUGUCACCAGCAAAGUGCACAUCAACAGCGCCCUGCCACCCUUCGACUUCAUCGGCCACACCAACACCAUCAACAUUACAGUGCAAAACAAGGGACACUCUGCUCACUUUGCUCUGCCUCAGUCAGUCCGUCUGACCGGAGGAGCUCUGCCGGGUCACUACAGAGCCGCCCAGUUUCACUUCCACUGGGGAGGAAACGGGAGACCAGGAUCAGAGCACACCAUCGAUGGAGAGAGAUUCCCCAUGGAGCUGCACAUCGUCCACAUCAAGGAGCCUUAUGGUUCUCUGGCAGAGGCUGAACAUGACUUGGCAGGUAUAGCUCUGCUCGCCUUCCUGUUUGAGGAAACCACAGAUGAUCAUCCUUAUUUGGACGCAAUAAUAGCAGCGUUGGGCCGAGUGCAAAACAAUGGCAGCAGCACAGUGAUCCCAAACUUUCGCCUCAGUGACAUUAUUCCAGCUGCAAAGGACCUUCACAGCUACUACCGCUACGUGGGCUCCAUGACGACUCCAGGAUGCGAGCAGGCAGUCGCAUGGACGGUUUUUCAUAGGACCCUGUCCAUCAGCAGUCGACAGCUGGAUGCAGUAGUUAAACAGUGUCGGUUUUGGACCGGACAGCCAAUGACGGAUAUCUUCAGACCCACACAGCCUCUGGAUGGCAGAGUUGUUUACUGCUCCAAAGCGGGUACAGUUCUGCCGAGUGUGAGCAACUUAUGGUUUGGCGUUUUCUCAGUCGUGCUCGGGACAACGGGUCUGAUACACUGACUCAGUUCAUGAAAAAAAAGAAACCUGAUUUGAGCAACAAAAGCUCCUGUAUGUUUAAAGGCAACUCUUACAUUUGUGCAAGUGAAACAUCAAAGUCAAAAGAAACUUUCACUCUGAUACAACCUCAGAAUAUUUGCAUGAAGCGUCACAGGGGGAAAUUGUUUACCUUUGACCGUGUCAGUUCACUGCACAAACGCAACCCCUACAUAAAGUUAAUGUUACACCUACUUUAAACUAAUGUGUUACAGCCACAAACACAGGGACCCAUCAGUGAACAUCAUUACAGCUAUAACCUGUCUCAAAGUAAAAAAUUCCCACUGCUACCAUUUGAGGCCU